Messenger RNA from Hansenula anomala, 951 nucleotides. RefSeq lists its product as uncharacterized. The transcript has a single exon. NCBI's taxonomy places the organism in Eukaryota, Fungi, Ascomycota, Saccharomycetes, Phaffomycetales, Wickerhamomycetaceae. The coding region runs from base 1 to 951 and encodes 316 amino acids. The record is from RefSeq and is a predicted model, not a curated record.
AUGUCCCUUUGCGGUCCUACAAACGCGCUAAACAAACUAUCACAACACUCUCAGGUCGACAGAUCCCUCCAUCAAGACCAGCAGAGACGAUUCGCUCCAUCAGGUGUCGACGCCUUCAAAUCAACACAACAGAAUAAUCAACUUGAAUUAGAGUUUCAACAACAACAACAGCAACAUUUCCAACAAAGUUUCAAUCCUAUUUUUGCUAAUGCAUUCAACAAACCUUUACAAAGAGCCCAACCUCAACAAGCUGCUUCCUCUUCAUCAUCAUGGGCCUCUGAUUUCACUGCCAAUCAAAUGAAUCAACCACAACAACACCAAUACUCUCAUGGCUGGAAUAAUCAAUUUCAAUCUUUCCAAGCUCAACACCAAGCACAGGCUCCAGCUCCAUCUAUUGCCACUCCUCGUUCUUUCACAAACUUGGCCCAACUAUCCAAUUUAUCAAUGACUCAAGCAUCUUUCAAUCAAGCUUCAACACCUUUCAGAACAGAACAUCAAGAAUUACACCAUACUAAUGGUGACCUUUUAGCUAAUGAAUUAGAGUCCGAAUUUGCCAAAUUGGAACAAGAAUUCCAAAACACUUCAUUGAAAGAAGAAGCUCCAGUUUUCAAACGUUCAAAUUCAGAUUUUGCCAAUGCUGCAAUGCAAGUUGUUGAUGCCAUGAAUACAAACAAUAAUGAGAAAUUCAAACAAUCCAAAUUCUUGAGCUUGAUGAAUAUGGUUGCUCAAGGUAAAGUUGAAUUAAAUGAAGAUGAAACUAAAUUGGUUGAUGAAGCUGGUCAAGAUAUUUCAGAAUCCACAAAUUCAUUACCAGAUCCAUUAGCUGGUAUUGCUGAUGGUUCUUUAGAAACUCCUUUCCAAAGUGCUCAAAUGGUUGGAGAUAAUCAUCAUGAAGUUUACACUUGGGAUGAUGUCUAUGAUGAUUAUAGACAUGAUGAUUCAUCCUUUUAA